Molecule: messenger RNA, 2692 nt
Organism: Annulohypoxylon maeteangense
Lineage: Eukaryota; Fungi; Ascomycota; Sordariomycetes; Xylariales; Hypoxylaceae
Product: phosphoribosylamine--glycine ligase
Exons: 1
Coding region: 176-2545 (789 amino acids)
Biological process (GO): adenine biosynthetic process; 'de novo' IMP biosynthetic process
Cellular component (GO): cytosol
Molecular function (GO): phosphoribosylformylglycinamidine cyclo-ligase activity; phosphoribosylamine-glycine ligase activity; metal ion binding
Source: RefSeq, a predicted model, not a curated record
GCUGGUCCCGCUGCACUGCGGGGGAGGGGUAGCGUUUUUAGGUGAGGGGCAUUUUUGCGAUUAGAAAAUUUUGGAAAGAGUUUAAGUAUACAAUUCCUUCCCCCAGACUCAAGGGAACACAUUUGGUCCUUCUUGUCGGAAAUAUAAAUCUUGUGACUUAUUAUAAAUAUCAGCCAUGGGAAUAGAAUACCCACUCCGUGUUCUUCUCAUUGGCAAUGGGGGGAGGGAACACGCGAUCGCGUGGAAGCUCAGCCAAUCGUCUCUGGUAGAGUCCAUUAUAGCAGUACCAGGAAACGGAGGCACAGCGACCUGCCCUAAAGUAACCAACAAUACUUCGGUAUCAGCAGAUGAUUUCCCGGCACUCCUCGAAUUAGCUCGCAAGAACAAUGUCAACUACGUCGUUCCCGGACCCGAAGCCCCUCUCGUAGCCGGUGCUGUCGAUUUCUUCGAGAAUGCGGGUAUUAAGAGCUUCGGACCGUCCAAGAAGGCUGCGCAGAUGGAGGGCAGCAAGACUUUCUCGAAGGACUUCAUGAAGAAGCACAACAUACCCACAGCGGCAUAUGAGAACUUCUCAGACUAUAACAAAGCCCGAGAAUACCUCGAUACGGUGCAACACGAUGUGGUGAUCAAGGCGAGCGGGUUAGCGGCUGGAAAAGGUGUCAUUAUACCUACAUCUAAAGAGGAGGCUCAAAAGGCACUCAAGGACAUUAUGCAGGACAAGGAAUUCGGAUCUGCCGGAGAUGAGGUUGUUAUUGAAGAGUUCCUAACAGGAGAUGAGCUGAGCAUAUUAACUUUCAGUGAUGGUUACACGAUAAAAUCGCUGCCCCCCGCCCAAGACCACAAGAGGAUAGGCGAAGGAGAUAAGGGAUUGAAUACGGGUGGUAUGGGAUGUUAUGCGCCGACUAACAUCGCAACUCCAGACCUUGUGGCGCAAAUUGACCGGGAUAUUAUUCAGCCAACUAUUGAUGGUAUGCGUAAGGACGAGAUGCCUUUCGUCGGUAUCCUUUUCACGGGGCUCAUGAUCACCUCCACCGGCCCGAAGGUUCUCGAAUACAAUGUCCGAUUCGGAGACCCGGAGACCCAGACUGUCCUACCGCUACUAUCACAAGACACCGAUCUAGCUAAGAUCAUGGUAGCAUGCUCAGAACGCUAUCUUGACAGUGUCCUAAUUAAAAUCGAGCCAAGCUUUAGCGCGACCGUCGUCGUUUCCGCGGGUGGAUAUCCCGAGUCCUAUCCCAAAGGCGACAAGAUGACCGUGCAAACUCCCCCCGAAGGAAUCAACAUAUUCCACGCGGGCACCAAACUAGCAAAUGGCAUAUUGCAGACCGCAGGUGGGCGAGUGAUAGCCGCCACUGCCACUGCGGCGGAGAGUCUCCGAGCCGCCGUCGACAAGGCCUACGAGGGCGUGAAGCUCAUCCACUUCGAUAAGAUGUACUACCGUCGGGAUAUCGCACACCGAGCCUUCAAGCCGACGGCCGACACCAAGGAAGCCCUGACAUACGCGGAAGCAGGUGUGAGCAUUGACGCCGGAAACCAGCUCGUCGAGCGCAUCCGCACCGCUGUUAGAUCGACGAAGAGAGCCGGUGCCGACGCUGAGAUAGGCGGUUUUGGAGGUGAGGUUGAUCUCUCCAAGGCCGGCUUCUCGAGCGACGCGCCCAUUAUGGUCGGCGCUAUCGAUGGUGUCGGCACGAAACUUAUGAUCGCCCAGGCGACGCGUGACCACAGCACCGUGGGCAUCGACCUAGUAGCCAUGAACGUCAACGACCUCGUCGUACAGGGCGCCGAGCCCGUCAUGUUCCUCGACUACUUCGGGUGCAGCAAGCUGGACCCCGAGGUAGCCGCCGUCUUCGUUGAGAGCGUCGCAACGGGCUGCCGCGACGCCGGGUGCGCGCUCGUCGGUGGUGAGACAGCCGAGAUGCCGGGCAUGUACAAGGAAGACGACUACGACGCCGCGGGUGCCGCCAUCGGCGUUAUGCGUGCCAGCAGCCGGCUCCCACGCCACGAUGCCAUGGCCGCCGGCGACGUCCUGCUCGGCCUCGCCUCGUCCGGCGUACACUCCAACGGCUUUUCGCUCGUGCGCCGCAUCCUCGCGCGUGAAAACCUCAGCUACGCCGCCCCCGCCCCCUGGGACUCCCAAGGCCGCACCGUCGGUUCAGCUCUGCUCACACCAACCCGGAUCUACGUGAAAUCAGUACUAGCCACACUCCCGCGCCUCAAGGGUCUCGCACAUAUCACCGGCGGCGGCCUAACCGAGAACGUGCCGCGCAUGCUGCCGAAACACCUAGCCGCCGACAUCGACGUCGCGACGUGGGCUCUACCGCCCGUGUUCAGCUGGUUAAAGAAAGCGGGUAACGUUGACGCGAGCGAGAUGGCGCGCACGUUUAACACGGGCGUGGGUAUGGUCGCCGUAGUGAGCCCCGCGGAUGCGGAGGCGGUUAAGAAGCAGUUCGAGGAGUUGGGUGAGACUGUGUAUACCAUCGGUAAGCUGGCGGCGCGGACGGAUGGGGAGGCGGGGUGUGUGUUGAGGAAUCUGGAAUCGUGGUAAAGUAGGUAAGAUCUAGCUAGGUAUGUAACUAAGGAGGUAAGUAGGGUUAGAUAAAAAUCACGACAAAAAGGGGGGAAUUUAGGGAGACGAGAUGAUAAGAGUAGGACUCUAGUCGCAUGUAGGCUCGAUUUAUAAAUGGUUCUCUUA